AUGGAGAGCCACUCGGCAAACGUGCGACGUCUGGUCGACGAAUUUCGCGGUCGAUCGGGCGACUCAAGAAUUGAUGUCGGUGGAAUGCGACGAGUUUGGGAAAGUUUGCUGCGGCAGGUCGAGGCGGAUGCAGCUUCCCACCUCGAUCUGGCCGCGGUGCUGCAGCAGCAAUUGUCGAGGCCCACUUUAGAGGCGAGCUUCCAUCGAAAGCUGCAAUCUAGAAAGGUAUUCGCCCAUCGUGAUGCUUACGAGCAGGUAGUUAGCAAGACGGAGGAGAAGUUGCAGCGUGCCAGAUUGGAUUACAAGCGCACCUACGCCGCGUUGCUAACCAACGAGGCUGGCGGCGGCGCCGAGCAGGAAUUGAAGCGCGCUUACUUAGAAUCACACAACGCCUAUAUUCUGCAGCUACGCGCCACGAACGCUAUUACUGAGCGCUAUCAGUUCCAUUGUUUGCCAGGGCUGCUGGGCGAGAUUGCAGAGGUCUACGAAGAACUUUGUGGAUUGGCCUGCAAAUGCGUUGCCGGGAUCUCGGAUGCUGCCGGAGAGCGAUCUGGCGAACAAGCCAAACGUUACCAGAUCGUAGCCAAAGAGGCACAGGCGGUUAUACCGUCGAACGAUUUACAGGCCUUGGCGCGAAACCUGUCAGUGAACGCGACGCCGCGGAAGCCACCGCGACGCCUGUAUGUCGCGCCGGCACCACCCGAGCAGAUACCGAUGGAGAGAAUCAGUCAAAUACCCACGCUCAGGGACGAACUGGUACCAACGGGCACCAGCACGCUUCCGCUCAUGGAGGAUCUUAAACACGAGUACGAUAGCCUCAGCCAGGAAAUAGGUCGUCUGCAAGACGCUCUGGACGCUCUCGUGCGGAUGCAACGAAAGAGUGCCGAGAGUAAUCUUUACACGAAAGUAGCUGAGCUACAAGAAGAUAUUUCUCUGAAGCGUCUCGACCUCGGUGUUGCGCAACUGCGUCUAGCAGCGGUGCAAGCACAGAAGGAACUUUUCGGGGGAGGUGAAGCUGGUCAACCGGAUGGGAUGACCAGUCGGAAGAUGUCAAACGGUUCGACCGGAAGUCCCAAGUUGAAAUGGUUGAAAGCGUUCAAGAGCCUAAAGACUAGUUCGCCCACGACACCACCGCUAUCCGACAAAGGAAAGCAGGCAACCAUGUACCACGCAGUUUCCACCGUCGUCGCCAUGUCCAGGAAGAGCCUCGAGUCCGAGGGUGGGCAUACUUGGCGCGAGUACACGUACCGUAAGAUCACGCCGUGCGACGCGUGUGGCCAGGUGCUGCGUGGCCACAGCCGCCAGGGUGUCCGGUGUCGAGGUUGCAAGGCGAACGUGCACACGGACUGCAUCAACAUGGUGCAACCGGCGUUGUGCCCGAGCUUGGCGCCGAAGAAGGGCGGCGGCAUACCGCUUCUACGGCGGCAAAAGACGCAAGUAGCCACCGACGAGGUGCCAGCAUCAUCCGAGCACAACGUGGACGCCACAUACCAGGUGCUGAAGCAGGCAAGCGAGAUCCGUGGAAACUCGACAAACUCACCACCUACGCCUCCCACAGCAGAACACCCCCCCUCCGGUGCAGCACCUUCGUCAGCGAGGGCCUCCUCCCAUCCCUGUUCCUCGUCCACCUCUGCACCGCAUAGUCCGCAACGUAGACGCGAGAGACUGAAUCUGCGGAUGAAGAGCCUCAGUCUGGAUUCACCGGAAGGCACCGCGCACGUGCGUCGUCCGCGGGAUUAUUAUGCCGCGGGUGCAAGAGAAACCACACCGCCCCGACAUUCUGACAGCGGCAGUAUCAACAGGCUGUCACCCUGCAGUCCGGGUCAGAGUCACGGAAUGCACAAACAUGUGCGAAAUGCUAUUCGAAUGUCUAGUAUGGAGCUGCCGGACGAUAAUGAGAAGUCAUACUCGUCGGCGAGUACGUCGCCAUGCCCAUCGCCGCACACCAACAAUCAGAACCACUUGAAUCCACCCGGCAAGCGUGUUUUACCACCGAACAAUCUCUACGUCGUUCUGUACAACUUCGAGGCACGACAUCCAGACGAGCUGGAUCUUAAGUAA
Cyphomyrmex costatus is the source of this 2061-nucleotide messenger RNA. It is a transcript of the gene Stacl, whose product is annotated as SH3 and cysteine-rich domain-containing protein. The transcript has 10 exons. NCBI's taxonomy places the organism in Eukaryota, Metazoa, Arthropoda, Insecta, Hymenoptera, Formicidae. Gene Ontology annotation, biological process: positive regulation of protein localization to plasma membrane; positive regulation of voltage-gated calcium channel activity; skeletal muscle contraction. The record is from RefSeq and is a predicted model, not a curated record. The coding region runs from base 1 to 2061 and encodes 686 amino acids.